AUGGCCUCUUCAGUUAUGUCCCCUGCCGCCAGCCUCAGCGCUGGUGUCAAUGCGCGCCUGGCCUCCAGCCGCACCGCUAGCACUUCUGCCCCGACCACUGCUCUCCUGACACCGUCUUCUUUCUUGGGAUCUGCGCGCUUCUCUGCCGCCAAGAGCGGUGUCAGCAGGAGGAGUACGGGAGUGUGCAGAGCCGAGCAGAGCACGCCUGAGAAGGUGCGCGAGCAGAUUCUUGAGAAGGUCGACCAGCAUGACGCCAAGGAGCGUGAGAGCCCGGGCUUCGCCCCUGCUCCCGGCGUCUUCCCGCGCCCCGAGAGGGAGCGCCGCCCUGAGUUCGGUAACAUCGAGUUUGGCAACCUGAUGGCGUUCGACGGCCCUGGACCUGAGACGAUCAACGGCAGACUGGCCAUGCUGGGCAUGGUGUACGCAUUCUUCAACGAGCGUUUCACGGGUCUGCCCGUCGGCUCUCAGGUUGCAUUGGGACCCGGUCUGGCUGGUUUCAUCUUCGUCGCUCAAGUGUUCACGUGGGCAUCCCUUGUGCCUCUCGCCUCCGGACUGAGUCCUGACAGCGUCAGGGGUGGGCCGUUCGGCAUCUUCCGCGCCAAGGCUGAGAGGUGGAACGGCAGACUGGCCAUGUUGGGCUUCACAGCCCUGCUUCUUACGGAGUUGUACACCCAGUCCCCCGUAUUCCUUAGCUGGCCGUUCGCAUGA
This is a messenger RNA of Klebsormidium nitens, 708 nucleotides long. The record is from the annotation of a GenBank genome assembly. Lineage: Eukaryota; Viridiplantae; Streptophyta; Klebsormidiophyceae; Klebsormidiales; Klebsormidiaceae.